AUGCCCAGGCCUGCUGAGGCAGCCCUUCUAUCCACUUCUCUGAUACCAACUGACAACAGCACCUACGAAGCACUGCCAUUGGUUGACUCCGAGUCUCUCCAGGCGUUGAUUACACACGAAGCGUUGAAUGCCAGUGCGCUAGAGCUCUUUGCCAUUGCCAAUGCUUCUGUCAAGGAGUAUGGCCAUCCAACCAGGGUCAUCGGCUCUGGAGGCCACUACAAGACCUUGGGCUGGAUUGAGAAACAGUUGAAGAACAUGUCUGACUACUACACGUAUGAGAAGCAGGAGUUCAAGGCUCUUAACGGAAUGGUCUUCAACCACUCGCUCUCAGUCAACGGUGUCAAGGUGUUGGACGAGAAGCCGUUCCAAUUGACGCCUGCUGCCCACGUCUACUGGGCAGACUUGGUUGUCAUCGAUAACUUGGGAUGUGAAGACAUCGAUUACGCGCCAUUGAACGCUUCUCUGUCGACAAACACCGUUGCCUUGAUCAAGAGAGGUGAAUGUCCUUUCGGAAACAAGUCCAGCUUGGCUGGUAAAUGGGGUGCCAGUGCUGCUCUUAUCUACGACCCAGAGUCUGAUGAGAUCAUCACAGGCACUCUUGGUACUCCAACAAACACCACAGUGGGCACCUUGGGUAUCUCAAAGACCUUGGCAGAGUCGCUCAUUGCUCAAAAGAACGCUGGUGUUCCUCUGAAGAUCAACAUGUUCAUCGCUGCUUACGUUGGUUUCAUCAAGACCAAGAACAUCAUCGCCACAACCAUUCAUGGUGACCAGGAUAACAUCGUUGCCCUUGGUGCCCACUCAGACUCUGUCGAGGCUGGCCCUGGUAUUAACGAUGAUGGCUCUGGGACAAUCUCCUUGUUGAACGUUGCAGCUCAAUUGACAAACUUCAAGAUCAACAACGCUGUCCGCUUUGCUUGGUGGGCUGCUGAGGAGGAAGGCUUGUUAGGCUCAAACUUCUAUGCCUACAACUUGACUGCCUUGGAGAACUCCAAGAUCAGAUUGUUUAUGGAUUAUGACAUGAUGGCUUCUCCAAACUUUGAGUACCAAGUUUACAACGGUUCUAAUGAGCUGAACCCACCUGGUUCUGAGGAGUUGAAACAACUCUACAUCGACUACUACGAGUCCAAGGGCUUGCCAUGGGUUUUGAUUCCAUUCGACGGUCGCUCAGACUAUGUCGGCUUCAUCGAAACCGGUAUCCCUGCUGGUGGUAUCGCUGCUGGUGCUGAAGGUAAGAACUCACAGAACGGUGAAGUCUUGGACAAGUGUUACCACGCCUUGUGUGAUGAUGUUACGAACUUGAACUGGGAUGCAUUCCUUACGAAUACCCAACUCAUUGCUCACUCUGUCGCUACGUAUGCAAACAGCUUGGAAGGUUUCCCAUUGAGAGAGCCACCAAAGGUUGCAUCCUCUGCUGAUGUGCCAUACAAGUUCAACUUGCACGGUAACUUCUACAUUAUGUAA
Molecule: messenger RNA, 1464 nt
Organism: Williopsis jadinii
Lineage: Eukaryota; Fungi; Ascomycota; Saccharomycetes; Phaffomycetales; Wickerhamomycetaceae
Gene: APE3
Product: aminopeptidase Y
Exons: 2
Coding region: 1-1464 (487 amino acids)
Biological process (GO): proteolysis
Molecular function (GO): metalloexopeptidase activity
Source: RefSeq, a predicted model, not a curated record